AUGGAAAAGGAUAGUUGCGUCGAGACAAGGCUAAUGAAGAAGAGGUAUAUGGAAGCAACCUGUGACCUAGACAGGUUCCAUGAGGACAUAGAAAUGUAUGGAGAAAAGAAUCUUCUAAAGCUGAUGAAGUUUAGCACUGGGGGGAUGAGAGGACUGAUGAGAAGCGGGUUUAAUGGGAUUAAUGAGGUCACAUGUAAUCUCAUUGGGACCGAGCUUUGUAGAAGGUUCUCCAGCAUUGUGAUAGGAUGCGAUGGAAGAUAUAACUCUUUGAACUAUGCAAUUCUUCUUAGGGAAAUAUUUAGACUUAAUGGGAAAGAAGCUGACCUGUACCCAAAGGUUGUGACGCCAUUUCUCGCCUUUCUUACAUGCAAACUUGGAGCAGAAGCCGGGAUAAUGGUUACAGCAUCGCACAAUCCCAAGGAAUACAAUGGAUUUAAGGUGUACACAUCGAAAGGAGGCCAAAUAGGCCCUCCAUUGGAUAGGGAAAUAGAGGAGUCCAUGAAAGCUCUCGAUCUUACACAGUUUGAUAGAGAGGGAAAGCACGGAGAUAUAUUCAGGCGAAUAAAGGAAGAAAACGAUGCACUGCGAGGAACACUGUCUUGCAGAAAGACAGAAAGUGUUGGCCUAGGGGACACAGAUGUUUCCAGGAGAAACGAGCUCAUAGACGCCUACAACAAAUGGAUGUUUGAGGGCUGGGAUGACAGAGUAAUCCAAAACAUCAGAAGUGUGAAUCUCUCGGUUCCUAUAGUUUUCACAGGCCUUUGUGGAGUUUCUGGAGAGUUUGUGAAGAGGGCCCUGGAAUUUUACAACCUUGACAGUAUUAUACAUUUUGUCGAUGAAGAAUGCUGUCCAAAUCCAAAUUUCCCGGGGCUCCCCUUCCCAAAUCCAGAGGUUGUUGAAACCCUUCUAAGGUCAAAAAGGUCGAACCUUGCAGACAUUUUAUUCUCUUGCGACCCAGACGGAGACAGGUUUGGGCUUUCAGAAAGAAUUGAUGGAGAGUGGAUUGACUAUAAUGGAAAUGAGAUAGCAGCCAUACUUAUGCACUUCUUUGUGGAAAACUUUUCUCCAUCGGACCUUGCAUUUGUAAAUACCUAUUUAUGUAACGGCCUCAUGGAAAAGGUUUGCUCUGUCCAUGGAAUUGAGUAUCUGAGGACGGAAACAGGAUUUAAGAAUGUUAGUCGGGCUGUCGAUUCUGUGAAGAAGAAGAAUGUGUUUGCCUACGAGGAUUCCCUCGGGUUUCUGUUUGGGAACGGCAAGGAGAAGGACGGAAUCAAAUGCGUAGUCCUUAUGGCAUAUAUAGUUCAGAAAGAGCUUCCAAGUAAGAUUCUAAAGAAGAUGGAAGCAUAUGGAAGGUUCAGCUCUGUGAAUAUUCAUGUGAGAUGCAGCGAUCCUGACAGAGUCCUUGAGAAGGUCCUCAGAAAGCUUUCAAAUGUAGAGACUGAAGGCAAGAGAAGUACAGUAAGAUUCGACGAUUACAAGGCAAUAUUAAGGGUGAGCGGGACUGAAUCGAUGGUGAAAAUUUAUGUAAGCUCCACAACACUCGACAAAAAAGACCUUGUUAAGUCGGCUGAUGAUUUUGCCAACAAGUAUGUUAGAAGUGAGAUAUCUCACAAUUGA
Molecule: messenger RNA, 1617 nt
Organism: Encephalitozoon hellem ATCC 50504
Lineage: Eukaryota; Fungi; Microsporidia; Unikaryonidae
Product: phosphoglucomutase
Exons: 1
Coding region: 1-1617 (538 amino acids)
Biological process (GO): carbohydrate metabolic process; purine ribonucleoside salvage
Molecular function (GO): magnesium ion binding; phosphopentomutase activity
Source: RefSeq, a predicted model, not a curated record